Molecule: messenger RNA, 711 nt
Organism: Pedinophyceae sp. YPF-701
Lineage: Eukaryota; Viridiplantae; Chlorophyta; Pedinophyceae
Source: the annotation of a GenBank genome assembly
AUGCCGUACCCCGGGCACACCAGCGCGGCGCCAACCAUAGCCUCGCUGUACCGCGCUCGCAACCCCCUGGCGCAGUACCCCGAGUUCCAGGAGUUGCGCACGGCGAUCGGGGAGGUCCAGAAGGGCAGCAUCGAUGCGCUUCGCAUGGAGGAGGAGUCCCACGCGGCCGUCAGGGUCAUGGCCCGUCAGAUGCGCAUGAUGCACAAGGCGAUGGGGAUGCUCACGGACAUCGUGGUGGACGAGCUCACGGCCGCGCGCGAGCAGCAGGCCAAGGCGGACCGUCGCGCUGCCGCGCUCGCCGAGCGCGUCGCGCAGCUCGAGGAACAGCAGUCAGGGUACAACGCGUGGGCGGGGGCGCUGCGGGACGACCUGAGGGACCUGCGCGCGGCGCUCGAGAAGGAGCUCGCCGGGGAGGGGCAGGCGCUGCGGAGGGUGGCCGCGCGGCAGGCACGCGGCCUCGAGGGCCUGGAGGAGCGGCAGAGGGCGCUGGAGGAGGAGUUCCAGUCGCGGCUCACGGAGGUCGAGCGGGCGCGCGAGGCGACGCGGCGGGAGCUCGUGGCUGCUGCGGAGCGCGCGAUACAGGCGGCGCGCGCGUCCAAGGCGGACCUGCGCGCGGAGCUGGAGCGGAUGCAGGACAAGUGCCGGCAAGUGGAGCGGCAGGUCCUGGACGUGCGGGGGGUCCUGAAAGCGCGGCGCGGCCUGCUGGACUGA